GCAACGCAUCUGUGCAACCGCUCGGAAGGCUGCAUUCGCCCAAACAGAAGCGAUCUGCCUUUUUGCACUACUGUUAAGUGCAAAACCAAAACAGUAAACGCAAGUCGGAAAAAGUUAAAAAGCGGGCAAACACUUCGUGGUGUUUAAUAUCUGCCCACAAUCUAUGCUAAACCUGCGGCACACACACUCGUAUUACAUACAGAUCGGGUAGCAUCGUUUGUUCGGCGGCGUCAUUCUACUGGGAGUGUGGGUGCGUGUGUGUGUGUAAAUCUGCCUGGGGACAAUAAUAACAGCGAAGCAAAAAAAAUCCCCUGCUUAAACUUGAUAAAACGCGUCCAGAAUGAGUAGCAAAGUGGGCACAUUGCGCGAUUCCGAUUCCAAUGACGAUAACAGUGAUGAAGAUUCGUCGAAAGAACGCCGCGACCAUCGGCAGUCGAAGGAAAAGCGCAAGAAGCACAAAAAGCACAAGAAACAUAAGAAGUCGAAGAAGCAUAAGAAGGAGCGCCAUUCGUCCGAGUCCGAGAGUCAUAGCAAAGGCGAUACUCGUGCAUUGGUCGACUCCGACGAUGCUGUGGUGCCGUCCUUUGGCAAGCGAACAACAACAACAGCACAAGCUUCGGAAGCUUCACCGGCCGGGCACCGAUAUUCCAAGGGCAGCAGACAUAACGGAAGGGAAAUGGAAUCGCACAAGCAGAUACCGUCACGAUGGGACAGUUCCGGGGAAGGCGAACAUUCCCGCCAAACGCUAGAUAGCAAGCGUGCCAGAGGACAUCGUACCGACGCUAGGGGGCUUAACGCGGAUGGCCGUGUUGAAAGGGAUCGUUCAGCUCACGAACAAUACAAAUCGGCCAGAUCAUCACAAUCAGCAAGGAGUGGUGACCGUAGCACGCACGAUUGCGAUGCCAGAGAAAAAGAACAUGCAGCACAUCAAGGUAAUAGGAAUGGAAACCAUCAUUCACGCGGAUACGAUAAGCACGGUUCGAACCAACGGUAUCGCCCAGAUAGUACCAAUCGCAGCAUCCGUGACGCAAGCGACACCCGCGAUAAUGAAGUUAGUUCCAGCAGCCGGGACACUGGGCAGCAGCAGCGCACCCAUCAGCGAGAUACGCACGGAGACCGGCACAAACAAUCGGACACAGACAAGUAUGGCACUGGUAGCCGCAAACGCAGACAUGCUGACAGUAGCAGUCCUUACAAACAAUCGAUGGGAAGGAGCGACACAACGGCACCAAAGCGCGGCGACAACGGUGGUGCGCCGGUUGCCGUGAAAGAAGAGCCAACGAGUCGUACCGAGGAAGAAACCGAUUUUAAAUGGGGUAAGCAUACGGAUAGCAAAACCAACCGAUUUAAAGCCGAUCCGGACGGGGAUCGGACUGGCGAAUCGGGUUCGAACGCGCCCGAUUCUACCGCCGAUUCGGCCGAGCCGACCGAAAAGGAGAAGCCCAACUUUGGACUGUCCGGCAAACUGACCGCGGAAACCAACACCGUCCAUGGGGUUGUGAUUGCGUACGCGGAACCCCCCGGUGCCCGGAAGCCGAAGCGCCGCUGGCGGUUGUAUCCGUUCAAGGGUGAGCAAGCGUUACCGACGCUCUACAUCCACCGGCAAAGCUGCUAUCUGAUUGGGCGCGAUCGGAAGGUUUGCGACAUACCGGUCGAUCAUCCGUCCUGCUCGAAGCAGCACGCAGUACUGCAGUACCGGCUGGUACCGUACGAGCGUGUCGACGGUACGAAAAGCCAGUGCGUGCGGCCGUACAUUAUCGAUCUGGAGUCGUCGAACGGGACGUUCGUUAACAACAAGCAAAUCGAGACGAAGCGCUACCUGGAGCUGCGCGAAAAGGAUGUGCUGAAGUUUGGGUUCAGCUCGCGCGAGUACGUGCUGCUGCACGAAAACAGCAAGGAGGACAAUGAGGACGACGAAGGGUACGAUGCGUCCCCGGUUCCGAAACGAGCUGCCAGCGAUCCGGCAAAGGUGUAGAGGGCUAAGUAGGCGCAUUCUAAACGCAUCUCUCUCUCACUCUAUAGCGUUUCCAAUCCUCUACCACAAUAGUAUCACACCAAUCGAUGUACGAAUGGCCAGCUUAGCCCCCGGGUAAAGCAUACAAAGCGCAGGGAUAUUGUUGGUGUACAUAUAUCCUUGGCUUUACGUAGAAAAUGUUUGGCAUGGCGUGGACAGAGAUGAGCCCUGAUUUGCUCAUCAAUAGCUAAUGGAAAGACUUCCCGUUGACUGAAGAACGCAAGAGCCGAUCAAGGUUGUUGUCUGUGCAAAACCCUUUCUACCACCUCCCCCCCCCCUCCCCCCUUUCUCUAUGUAAAGAUGCUGUACAUAUAAGUCAUAGGUGUAAUAAUAUGCAUUUGAUUGCUGUUGAAUAAAUCGAUCAGAAACGAAA
This is a messenger RNA of Anopheles stephensi (Asian malaria mosquito), 2387 nucleotides long. Its product is annotated as FHA domain-containing protein DDL-like. The record is from RefSeq and is a predicted model, not a curated record. Lineage: Eukaryota; Metazoa; Arthropoda; Insecta; Diptera; Culicidae. Gene Ontology annotation, biological process: miRNA processing. Gene Ontology annotation, cellular component: nucleus. The transcript is spliced from 4 exons. Gene Ontology annotation, molecular function: protein binding; mRNA binding. Bases 341 to 1975 code for a protein of 544 amino acids.